UAAACAAAAACAUCAUUUUUACAUUUAAAACUCAAAAAAUGAAUUAAAAACCUCCAAAAUCACUUCAAAUUCCUUCAAAAUCCAUUAAAAACUUCUCACACUCCAUCAUGGGCGACGAGGACUUUUGCAUAACCGAGCUGGAAGAUUGUGAGCCAUCACCCGAGGAACUCGACAACAUUUACGCCUUGCUCGACAAAGGAGGAAUGAUAGAACUCAAAUGGAAAUGUCCCGGAAAACGCGCUCCUUCGCCCAUUCGCAAAGAAGAAACGAAGCCCGUUGAAACGCCCGAACAAAAGGCAAAAGCUGCCAAAGAAAUGGAAUUCGAUUUCAUGGAUGACGUCGCGCUCCCAACAAUGCGCCAGAGAACUCAAACACCCAAAAGUACCACAAAAACCAAGAAAACCACAAAUUUUGCCGGCGUCUUGGAUCAGAUGAAGAAACACGGACGACUUUCGGUGAAUAACGUACCUAGCGGAAAGCCUGCUGUUUCGACGGCACCAUCAACUCCUACUUCAACGCCGGCAUCAUCAUCGUCGUAGGUAGAGACUGAUAUGGUUUAAUGUGAGAGUAAUUUUCGGAAGCUGUCAUGUGUGAAAUUCCAUUCAAAGCGUAAAUUGACGAAGAAAAAUUUUUUUUUGGGGAAUCACCAAUUGUACUCCGUUCUGAAUGAAAAGUACAAAAAAGUCAUUAAAUCGUAAUUUAUAUGAAAAAAUUAAGAAUUUUUUAUACGUGAGGUCAUUAAACUGCACUCUAUGCUGUGUAAAAUUAUGUAAUUUACAGUGAA
This is a messenger RNA of Culicoides brevitarsis, 784 nucleotides long. RefSeq lists its product as uncharacterized. The record is from RefSeq and is a predicted model, not a curated record. Gene Ontology annotation, biological process: positive regulation of cell cycle G1/S phase transition; positive regulation of intracellular estrogen receptor signaling pathway. Gene Ontology annotation, cellular component: MLL3/4 complex. NCBI's taxonomy places the organism in Eukaryota, Metazoa, Arthropoda, Insecta, Diptera, Ceratopogonidae. The coding region runs from base 108 to 539 and encodes 143 amino acids. The transcript has a single exon. Gene Ontology annotation, molecular function: nuclear estrogen receptor binding.